Molecule: messenger RNA, 1584 nt
Organism: Nomascus leucogenys (northern white-cheeked gibbon)
Lineage: Eukaryota; Metazoa; Chordata; Mammalia; Primates; Hylobatidae
Gene: WBP1
Product: WW domain binding protein 1
Molecular function (GO): WW domain binding
Source: RefSeq, a predicted model, not a curated record
AAUCACCGCAAGAAACCAGGCUGGUUUGCGCCCAGAAUCGGACCGACUUUUGGGACCCCGCCUCUUCCAGCCGGGAUUACCUGGCGUGCUUCGGAAUUUGGCGUCAUUCCGAAAACAUACCGCAAGCCAAUCAGCGGCAAGCUUGCUCUUCGGGCCGGCUGUUCGUUGGUUGAUGCGCCAGAGCCUGUUCUGUUGUCUGUAUUGGCUAUUGCCGCUGUCAGUCAGGGCUGUGGGUCGAACUUUCACCUACUCUUUGUCUGUAAAAGCUCUUGUUGUCUGGGAGAGCGGCGGAGGCGCUGCUGUGGAUUGGUCACAGGGAGAAACCUCUGAUCUGUUCCUGUUGGCUCGUCCGUCUAGGGACGGUGAUGAUUGGUAGGGCAGAGCAAUCUGAGUCCUAGUUGGUGGAGUUCUCCCCGAUGGAAGCUCCGGCCGCGUAGUGAUGGUGGCCUCAGCGAAGAUGGGCCGGGGAGGGACCAUGGCGGUGGCAGCAGAGGUGGCAGGGGCGGGGCGGCUGGCGGUAGAGGAGGCUGUGGUCCUCAGGGGGCUGUAGGUGGAGGUAUGGCUCGGGCCAGCAGCGGGAACGGCAGCGAGGAGGCCUGGGGGGCACUUCGGGCGCCGCAACAGCAGCUUCGAGAGCUGUGCCCAGGAGUGAACAACCAGCCCUACCUCUGUGAGAGUGGUCACUGCUGCGGGGAGACUGGCUGCUGCACCUACUACUAUGAGCUCUGGUGGUUCUGGCUGCUCUGGACUGUCCUCAUCCUCUUUAGCUGCUGUUGCGCCUUCCGCCACCGACGAGCUAAACUCCGGCUGCAACAACAGCAGCGGCAGCGUGAAAUCAACUUGUUGGCCUAUCAUGGGGCAUGCCAUGGGGCUGGUCCUUUCCCUACCGGUUCACUGCUUGACCUUCGCCUCCUCAGCACCUUCAAGCCCCCAGCCUACGAGGAUGUGGUUCACCGCCCAGGCACACCACCCCCUCCUUAUACUGUGGCCCCGGGCCACCCCUUGACUGCUUCCAGUGAACAAACCUGCUGUUCCUCCUCAUCCAGCUGCCCUGCCCACUUUGAAGGAACAAAUGUGGAAGGUGUUUCCUCCCACCAGAGUGCCCCCCCUGAUCAGGAGGGUGAGCCUGGGGCAGGGGUGAGCCCUGCCCCCACACCCCCCUCCUGCCGCUAUCGCCGUUUAACUGGUGACUCCAGUAUUGAGCUCUGCCCUUGUCCUGCCUCCGGUGAGGGUAAGCCAGUCAAGGAGGUGAGGGUUAGUGCCACCCUGCCAGAUCUGGAGGACUACUCCCUUUGUGCACUGCCCCCAGAUUCUGUACCGCAGGUCUCUCCCAUGGGGCUGUCUUCCAGUGAAGGUGACAUCCCAUAAGUAGUUUUGAGAGGGUGGAUGGGUUACUUGUCUACCAGAAACAGCCCUAGUCCAAACUCCUUGCAUUCCUUUUGGCCCCUCCCUGCCUACCUAGAAUCUGCCUGAAAGGGCUGGAGCCCUGAGGAGAGGGGCAAGUAUUGGGGGAUUGUGCUAGCUUUACCCCCGCAAGACAUACACAGGAGCCUUUGAUCUCAUUAAAGAGAUGUGAACCAGCUA